Molecule: messenger RNA, 3480 nt
Organism: Hypoxylon fragiforme
Lineage: Eukaryota; Fungi; Ascomycota; Sordariomycetes; Xylariales; Hypoxylaceae
Product: CBF-domain-containing protein
Exons: 3
Coding region: 192-3323 (1043 amino acids)
Cellular component (GO): nucleus
Source: RefSeq, a predicted model, not a curated record
UCAUCUUUUUUUUUUCCAAUUGAAAUUUUCCUUAGCCUUGUCGCAUCAGUUUACAAGUGUGUCGCAUUUGCUUGUAUAUUCGUCUACACUAGAUUUUGAUGAUUCCCGUCCACGAAGAUUGCAAGAUUUUAACUAUUUGCCCAUCAUUGAAACGACAAGGAGAAUUCAGCAGUCUAUAGACGUUGCCCUACAUGGCGACUUUUGACGAUGCAGCGCUGUUGAAGCUGACAACAAAGAUUGAGAGCAAGCUCGGCGAACCUAAGGACCCCCAAAAUAAGAAGGACCAGCCCAAGAAGGAUCAAAUCAAGAAGGAGUUAGGGAAGAAGGACCAGGGCAAAAAGGAUCAGGGCAAAAAAGACCAGGGCAAGAGGAAACGAGACCAAACAGUAGACUCUGUUCAACCACCACCAAAUAAGAGGAAGAAUACAGCAAAGCCAGACUUCAACAAGAGCCAUGAUGCCAAGCCCAAGCCCCAGAAGAUUCAAAAACCAAACGCUUCCUCGGAAAAGACCAGUAUCAAUACCCUUCUUGAUGAGAUAAAAGCUCUAGGUGGAGAUGAAGAGGACCUGAAGCUGGUGGGAGAUAUCAACUCGGAGGAUGAAGAACUCGACAAUGAAAAAGGGAAGCGGAAUACUGACAAGGCCCUACGUGCUGAAUUGGCCAAAUUCGCUGCUGGUCUCGGCUUUGAUGAAGUAGAGCCAGAAUCCGAGCCCGAAGACUACGAUGAAGAUAUGGAAGAAGCCGAUGAAGUUGACGGGGACGAAGAGAAAGAGGAAGAGCAAGAUAAUGAGGCCGACGAAAAGCUCCUAAGGGACCCAAAGAGAAAGACGAUCUUUGAACCUCGUCCUGACUGGCAUGCUGUUAGUUUAAGAAGUCUACCGACUCCAUCCUCUGAAAAUGUCUCUCCCUACACAUCCGCAAUCAAAGAACUCAAGGCAUAUGCCAAAUCUCUCCUAGACGAGGAUAGCACCGAAUACAACAAGUCCCAGUCAAAAUCAUCAUCUCACAGGUUCAUGUCUACCAUCAUGUCUUCAGGUACCAUGUCAGAUAAAGUGUCUGCCUUAACCCUAGCUAUUCAGGAAUCCCCCGUACACAAUAUCAAGGCUCUCGACAACUUGAUAAGUCUCUCCGCAAAACGAAGCCGUGGGCAGGCUCUCUCCGCUCUGGCUGCUCUAGUGGAUCUUUUCGGGCCUGGAAUGAUUCUACCAUCAGACCGACGCCUACGUCUGUUCUCCUCACAGCUGGGCCUUGCUGGUACUCUACAGAAAUACGAGAUGAAUACUUGGUCUACAGGUCAGGCAUUGCCCGGGAAGAUUACCAAGGAGCACUUGAUUUCGUGGGCAUUUGAGGAUUGGCUGAAAGAUGCUUACUUCAAGGUGAUACAAAACUUGGAGGUCUGGUGCGAUGAUGAGGUCGAGUAUGCUCGUACCAAGGCCGUCGAUCUAGUAUUCGCCUUAUUACGCGACAAACCUGAACAAGAAUCCAAUCUCCUACGCCUUCUAGUAAACAAGCUGGGCGAUCGCGAACGCAAAAUUGCCUCCAGAGCUUCUUACCUACUGCUUCAACUCUUGAACACCCAUCCCGGAAUGAAGCCAGUGGCUAUACGCAACAUCGAACAAGAUAUUCUAUUUCGCCCAGGGCAACAUAUCCGCGCCAAGUAUUACGCCAUCAAUACGUUAAAUCAGACUAUAUUGAGCACCAAGGAACCGCAGAUUGCAGACUCGCUACUUAAUAUCUACUUUGGUCUCUUCGUUGCCUUGCUCAAGAGCGGCGAGCUUAAUCAGCAUGAAGGCAAUCCUACGGUUACAAAAAGAGAUAAGCGCAAAGAGAAAAAGAGAGCUGGGGGUGAUUUUCCAAAGAAAGUGGAAGAAAAAAACCAAGCAGGCUUAACAGAGCCUGAGGCCGCCGAAAAACUCGUGUCGGCCAUCCUCACUGGUGUGAAUCGAGCAGUGCCAUUCUCGCUAGCUGAGCAGUCUGUACUCGAAACUCACCUUGAUACACUUUUCCGCAUUACACAUUCAUCCAAUUUCAACACCAGUAUUCAAGCUCUCAUGCUUAUCCAGCAACUAUCAAUCAGCCGACACCUUGCUACAGACAGAUACUAUCGAACUCUCUAUGAGUCGCUGCUGGAUCCACGCCUGAUCACUUCCUCAAAGCAAGCUCUGUAUCUCAACCUUCUGUAUCGAAGUCUGAAGAGUGAUGUUGAUGUUCGUCGUGUAAAGGCCUUUGUCAAGAGGAUGUUGCAGGUCCUGAAUUUGCACCAGCCCUCUUUUGUUUGUGGCAUUCUGUAUCUCAUCAUUGAUCUCUGCGACACGUUUCCAGACAUAAAAACAUUGAUGAAUGAACCAGAGGAACAUGAGGACGAGGUUGUCCCAGGGGUGGCUACAGAUGCGCCCAUUGAUACAACCAUCGAUGGACAUGAGCCCGAGUCUAAAAAGAACGAGAACGUUUAUGAUGGCCGAAAGAGGAAUCCGGAAUUCAGUAAUGCGCAUCAAAGUUGCUUAUGGGAGUUACUGCCGUUCCUCAGACAUUUCCAUCCUUCUGUCGACGUGUUUGCCUCGAACUUACUCAGCGGGCAGAAGGCUGCGCUAAAGCCUGAAUUGGCCAGUCACACACUUAUAGCAUUCUUGGACAAAUUCGUGUACCGCAAUGCCAAGGCUGUCGACACAACCAAGGGUGUAUCCAUUAUGCAGCCUGUGGCUGCCAGUGGCCAUGAUAGUAUCCUACUAUCCAACAGACCCUCCGUCAAGGCAGUAGGUAGCACCUUGAACUCGGUAGAGUUCUGGAACAAGAAGAGCGAGGAUGUUGCCGUGGACGACGUCUUCUUCCACGAGUACUUCGCCAGGGUAGGAAAGUCCGAACAGGCAGCGCGCAAGAAAUCCAAGGCCAGCAAGGAUGGAGCAGACGGUGAAGACGAUGAGGAGGCAGCAGAAGACGAGAUCUGGGACGCGCUCGUCGCUUCCCGCCCCGAAGUCGAAGGCGACUCGGAUGACGGGGCCGACUUCGACGAUCUGAUGAGCGACGAUGACGACGAGGAGUUCAAGAAGCAGAUGGAUGAGAUCGACGACGACGACGACGUGUCGGAAGAUGGCGACGGAGUCGAGUUCUGGGAUGACUCUGAAGACAACGGAGAAGAAGAUGAGGAAGAGGAGGAGGAGGGAGGUGCAAAGAUCGCCAAGAAGGAAGGCGAGACGGAGGAGAAGGAGGAGUCGGAGCAUAAGAAGAGGAGGAGGGCUAUCAAGAACCUGCCCAUGUUCGCGUCUGCAGACGACUAUGCAGAGAUGAUGGCGCAGGAUGAUCAGGAUGAGGAUGGAGGAUUCUAGAGUGCCCCGUGUAUAUGUGGGAAGGUGGGAAGUAAAGGGGUUAGGGCUACGCUCUCACUUUGUGUUGGGUUGUGGGAAGAAUUAGGAUUUGAAGUAGAUGAUGCUGCUGCAAUUCAAGAUACCCUUUCUGGAGGUACCGACGGUAACAUAUUAAUUU